This is a messenger RNA of Cyclospora cayetanensis, 2478 nucleotides long. RefSeq lists its product as uncharacterized. Gene Ontology annotation, cellular component: GPI-anchor transamidase complex. Gene Ontology annotation, biological process: attachment of GPI anchor to protein. The record is from RefSeq and is a predicted model, not a curated record. The coding region runs from base 1 to 2478 and encodes 825 amino acids. NCBI's taxonomy places the organism in Eukaryota, Apicomplexa, Conoidasida, Eucoccidiorida, Eimeriidae. The transcript is spliced from 4 exons.
AUGUUCCAGAGUGCCCCGGUGCGGCCUCUGGCCCUAGGCUUUUUUGUGGUCGUCAAUGCUCUCUUGACCUUGUUGUGGUGGCGAGAAGUGCAAGUCGAAAGACACACUCUCCCAGAUCCUUGCAGCUUCUCGCGAGUUCUAAGUCUGUCGCUCCCGCGGUCAGAUUUCGACGUUGAAGAGCUCGCCCCCAAUGAGCAAGAAGGGCAGGAGAACCCCUCUUCCGGGCUUUCUUGGGGGUCUUGCAUCGUCUCAAGGAGUAUCUUGAGACAGAGAUGGCGUUGGAAGCAGCGUUCGGCGACUUCCUCGGCUACAGACACGCUCUUUGGAGCCUGCGGAGCGCCGUCAACACCUCCCGAGGAGCUGCUGCAGUGGACUGUGGCCCUCCGCAUCGUGCCCCUCUGUAUAGAAGCCCAGUCUGCUGCUCGAGACGUCUUCAGAACUCUGGCAUCCAUGGGCGAUGCAGAGAUUCCAACCGCGAAUGGGCCCCCCGCUCACUGCGCCUCAAUGGCUGUGGCCUCUGUGCUGGCAGCCGCAGGCGUAGAGGUACUGCCUUCGGGUUCAGGCAGCUCAAACGCGCUUCUGAACGUUUAUUUGAACGCCGGAUUGGAGCAGACGGAUGCGUGUCCUCCCCUCUCUUCUGCAUCAGAUCUUGAAACAGCGGCUGCAGCCUACGCAGUAGCCGUUGAGCGAGUGUCUGCCGCCUUGCCAGAGACCAAAGUUGAACCUCCCGCGCUCCAGACACUGCGACUCCUCGUGUCUUCCGCCGAAGGGCUAUCUGAAGGCCUGCCUAUUCUCCACAUUGGCUCUGAUUCUUCCCUUGUGUUGCUUGUGCCGCGUACGGGCAACUCAUCCGUGGACGCUGCAACCCAGAAAACUGCAGCCGAGGCAGUUAUCCAAGCCUUAGGGCGUUGGAUUCUUUCCCCUGCAGCUGUGAGCUUUCCGGCCGUGGGGAGCUGGCGAGUUCGCUUGUGGCUGCUUGGCGACGGUGUCUUCACCCCAACGGCCCCUUCCGCCUCCGACAACUCGAGAGCUGCAAAAGGCCAAAGGCUGCUGCAUCCUCCACCGCAAGCCUUCGCCCCCGUCGGCGCUCCAACCCGCGAGGCAGCAGGUCGUUUGGAAUGGGAUGUCUCGAGAAUCCUAAGAACUUCGCUUCGCGGCUUCUUGGAGGCGCUGAGCUCGCUGGUGGACCUCUCCUUCGCUUCGCAGGUGGUCCCUCACAGCGGCCUGCAGGAGCUGGACUGGGCUCGCCUUAGCCAGCUGCUCUCAGGUAGUUCACAGGAAGCUGGGAAGAAGGCAGGCAGAGCAGAGGAAGCCGUGUUAGAGGAGACUCAACGACGGCUUCUCAACAUCCAGGAACAGUGGGAGGCCGACCAGACCCCCUCUCCGUCCUCAAAAAUCGUGAAUCUGGGCAUGUACAAGCCAUCAGGGCAGCUUUUGAGUCUCCCGCCGCAGGAAUUUACGCUUGCUGUGCCCUUUUGGGGGUUUCUGACGUUCGGAGCUCCUGCCAGUCAAACUGGCGAGUUUCAGAAGGACGGAACCAGUGCUGCUGCGUCUCCUCAGCCGCUGGACAGGCAUGAGGCUGCGGCGCUAAGCGCCGCAUGGAUUGCACAGCUGCGCUCUCUGUUGGGCCUGCAACCCGAAAGCUUUCUUACAGACAGACGGCUGCCUGGUGCUGCUGAGGCUGCUGCUUCUUGCGCCAUGCGCUCGGAGGGGCAGCAUGCUGUCUGCGGCAAGCAGUGUGAAGAUCAACGCUGCCAGUGGCGCCUACAGGCCGUGGACGCCUCCAAGGCCGUCUUUGGUCCAGACCAGCUAGCCGGUUCGCGUACUGCAGGCGCUGUGGAAGAAUCUUCUUUAAAGCUGGCUAAGGCACUGCUCGUACAUAGCGGCGCCAGCAGUGACCGUAAGGCUUUCGUGUAUUUACACCCCAGCCCUCGGGGGAUUACGGACUGGGAGCUGGGCGGUCUUGCGGCCGAUAUGCAUUUUGCAAUGAUUAAACAGGCAGCAGAAAAUGUUCGCGCGCUUUACAGCAUCACCUCACUGCACACAGAUAUGCGCAUCCCCGAGCACGUUGGACGAGCUAUCAAGCACGUCCUGGAUCAGCUCGAAUGCAGUGUGGAGGCCUUGCGGCUGCGGCAGUGUGCUGGCUUGCCAGCAGCAGCGUUAGAGCUUUUGCAGCGGAGCAAUGCGGAUACUAUAUGCACCGCCGACAGUGUCUUUGAUGGGUGCACUGGUGCAUCAACAGGCUACCAAUUAGAUGAGGCCACGGCUUACAGACAGCUGGCGCUGCUUCUCGCCCGAUCAGCACUGAGGGAUUCCAGUGAGCUCUUGACCGAUGGCAGUUUGGAGCCUGCACCUUUUUUCUCGUUGCAUUUUAACCUGGCAAUUCACAUGCCCUUGAUGCUCCCCUUCAUUCUGCCCACGGUGGCUUCGAUCAUAAGGGCGACCAAGAGCAUUGUCAAGAGGCGGAAGAUUGUUUGA